AUGAGCUUGGAUCGAGAAGGUUACCUUCGCAACUUGCGCGAGCUCGAGGCCGGCCGCGAAGUCUUUUUGCGGCCCUUGGAGCUGGAAGCAACGGCAGACGAUGUGCGCGAUAUCGUGGUUCAGCGAUGUGGCGAGGAUUCUGUUGCAAUUGAUCGGGUGAAGCUGGUCAAGCAUGCUGGCGGCUCCUUGCUGUCGGCUUUCGUGACUCUGAGCAGUGUGCAAGAGGCCAGGCUGGUUACUCAGCGACUCGACGGCGCCAAGGUUCGUGGCAAGGUCCUCGCAGUCAGUGUGGCGCGGAACCAGGGGCAGAGUCGUGUCAAGGAGAUCUGCAUGUUCUUUCUGGAGGGCAAGUGCCAGAGAGGGCAGCAGUGCCAAUACCUGCACGACGCGACGGGUCGAGGCAGUGGACGCCGCUUACCUCCCUGCCGCUUCUUCGCUGCAGGAAGCUGCUCGCGUGGUGAGAACUGCAAGUUCUCGCACGAGAGGCAGGAUGAUGCCGAGGAGGCGGGCACGGCGUGGGAUGAUGUCGAGGAGGCCGGGGAGGUGCAGCAGACGGAGGGGCUGACGAGCAAGCACAAGCGCUUGAAACACCCGCCUGAUCCCCCACAGACAAUAAAAAAGAAGAAGACGAAGGACGAGGCCACCAUUUCGGCCAAGACGGCUCCUAGCUCCCGACCAAGCCGGGAAGUGCAAAAGAGGACCAAGGCAAGAAGAGUGCCGGAACAGGACGGAGGGGAAGGCGACCCACACAGCGAUUCUCUGAAAGCGGAGCUGAAGCGCAAGCACAGAGCAAGAAACGCUUCGACUCAGUCGGAAGCCCCGGUCCCCCAAGAAGAGACGUCUGAGAAGAAGCAGAAGAAGGUUCGGCGCAAGACCGCGGCCCAGGAUCUUCCAACCGUUCCCACCGCUGCGCCGGCAGCCAAGGGUCAGAAGCCAAAAAAGAAGCGGAACAAAAAGCUACCAAAGGCUGCAGCAUAG
This is a messenger RNA of Symbiodinium sp. CCMP2592, 978 nucleotides long. The record is from the annotation of a GenBank genome assembly. NCBI's taxonomy places the organism in Eukaryota, Dinophyceae, Suessiales, Symbiodiniaceae.